Volvox carteri f. nagariensis is the source of this 1923-nucleotide messenger RNA. Its product is annotated as DNA photolyase. The record is from RefSeq and is a predicted model, not a curated record. The transcript is spliced from 11 exons. Gene Ontology annotation, biological process: entrainment of circadian clock by photoperiod; circadian regulation of gene expression. Gene Ontology annotation, molecular function: DNA binding; FAD binding. Gene Ontology annotation, cellular component: nucleus; cytoplasm. Lineage: Eukaryota; Viridiplantae; Chlorophyta; Chlorophyceae; Chlamydomonadales; Volvocaceae. The coding region runs from base 49 to 1914 and encodes 621 amino acids.
CGAGGACCGGCGCCAGCCGCGCGCGCCACGCGCCGCGCGCUGGCUUGCAUGGCAGGCCCCAAGAACAGCAUUCUAUGGUUUCGAAAAGGUUUGCGGCUGCACGACAACCCCGCGCUGCUGGAGGCCUGCAGGGGCGCGGCCCACGUGUACCCCGUCUUCAUCUUGGAUCCAUUCUUCCUGCAGCAGAGCUCCUACAAGGUUGGUGUCAACCGCUAUAACUUUCUGCUGGAGUCCCUGAGGGACCUGGACGCCAGCUUCCGGUCCCGGGGAUCUCGGCUGCUGGUGCUGCGCGGCAAACCCGAGGAGGUCUUUCCCCGGGUGUUCCGGGAGUGGCGCAUCACGCAGCUGUGUUUUGAAGUCGACACGGAGCCGUACGCACGCGUCCGUGAUGCCCGCAUUCAGGGCCUUGCUGACGAGGCGGGAGUGGCGGUGUGGACGGCUGUCAGCCACACGCUCUACGUGGGUUUGUUUUGCUCGUGUACGGCAGGAAGGCACGGCCCGGUGCUGGGAGGGUGCUGGUUGUGGAAGGAGAAGGCACCGGCUCCAGGGGGGAGGAGGGGGCCUGCGUGUGAAAACGCGCCCAGUACGGACGCCGCCACCACUGCCGUACCCACGUGGCAGGAGGUGGGCUUCACGGAGGCCCCCACCACCAUUUUCAAAGGCGGCGAGACGGAGGCUCUUAAGCGGCUGUCCGCCUCCCUCGCCGACAGCAAGUGGGUGGCGGACUUUAAGAAACCGGACACCGACCCGGCAGCCUUCGAGCGCCCCGCCACAACCGUCCUGUCGCCGUACGUCAAGUUCGGUUGUCUGUCCCCGCGCCUCUUCCACGCCCGGCUGCUGGAGGUGUACCGGCGACACCGGGGGCACUCGCAGCCGCCCGUGUCGCUGAGGGGGCAGCUGCUGUGGAGGGAGUUCUUCUAUACGGUGGGCGCCCACACGCCCAAUUUCCACCGCAUGGAUGGCAAUCCGCUGUGUAAGCAAAUCGACUGGGACGAUGACGAGGAGCUGCUGGCGGCUUGGAGGGAGGCCAGGACCGGCUUCCCCUGGAUCGACGCCAUCAUGACUCAGCUGCGGCAGUGGGGCUGGAUGCACCACCUGGCCAGGCACAGCGUGGCGUGUUUUCUUACCCGGGGGGAUUUGUACGUCAGCUGGGAACGGGGCAUGCAGGUGUUUGAGGAGCUGCUGAUCGACCAGGACCACUACCUGAACGCGGCCAACUGGAUGUGGCUCUCCGCCAGCGCCUUCUUCAGCCAGUACUUCAGAGUGUACAGCCCGAUCAGCUUCGGGAAGAAGUACGAUCCGGAGGGGAAGUUCAUACGCAAGUUCCUUCCGGUCCUCAAGGAUAUGCCCUCCAAGUACAUCUACGAGCCCUGGACAGCCCCGUCCGAGGUGCAGCGCCGGGCGGGUUGCGUCAUCGGCCGGGACUACCCGCACCCCGUGGUGGACCAUGCGCUUGUGUCCAAACAGAACAUCGCGCGCAUGGCGGCGGCGUACCGGUCUAACAAGGCGGCUGGGGGCGAUGGUGACGGCGACGGCGAUGACAACGGGGACGAAGGUGUAGUUACCGCCGCCAAGGCCAAGGCCAAGGCCAAGGCCAAGGGCAACCCUGGCGGCAAAUCGCCCAAGAAGGCGGCUGCUACUGCUACUGCUACUGCGGCGGCAGCAGCAGCGACCGCGAAGAGAAAAGGAGCCAAGUCCUCGGGCGCAGCCACUGCUGGCGCCGCAGCUACUGCUACUCCCACUGCUACUGCUACUCCUACUGCUACUGCUACUGAUGCUGUUAAGGCCGUGUCCUCCGGACCCCGGGGAGGCAAGCGGCAACGAACCAUUUCGGAGACCCUCACUCACGCUGCCACCACUGCUACUGCUACUGCCGGAGGGACGGCGGGCCCCAGCAGCAGCAAGGCCACGUAAGAGAGACCG